GCUGGAAGCAAUCAAUCAUCAUUAUUAACUUAGAGAAAAGCUAGAAAACACCAGCCUUUAAGACUACGUCAUCAGCCGGCGACGACAGGGAUGCUGCUUUUAUGUCAGUUCUUCAAAUACAGCAGAACUUUAAGGCCCGGAUGACGUUGUCAACCCGAUCUGCCGUGUUGUCUCUCUACAUGCGUGUGUUUCGCAUCGCCCGGGCUUGGCAGGCCCAGACUGGCAUCAUGAGCGACACGGAGGCUGAGAGAAAGUACAUCGUGCAGGAGGCCCGUACUCUGUUCAGACAGAACCAGCAGCUCACAGAUCAAGAAUCAAUCAGGAGGUGUAUAGAAGAAUGUGAAGCAAGGAUAGAAAUAGGUCUGCAUUACAGGAUCCCCUACCCAAGAGCUACGUAUCUCCCGCCUCUGGGACUGGCCACCCAGAAGGGCAGGAAGCUGCGAGGUCAGCAGCGCCUCAGGAAGCAGGCCAAACCAGUUUACCUGCAGUCACAUGACGAGACCUGAAGGCUGAAACCCUGGACAUCCCAUCGACAGUUCAGGUUACCGCAGAUAGGAAUCUGGAGAGCGGUUUAGAGGCGGCCUCAGGCUGAGCUUCAACAAGCCGUUACUGAUCCAAGAACAGCCGUCAUUAAGGAGAAGCCACUUUUCAUUGUUGUUUGGUUGUGUUCAGCUGCAGGGACAAUUACUGUAUAUUUUAUUUAUCAUAAUGUCUAAAAAUGUCUGCUAAUUUAACUAAUAAAAUGUCUGAAUGUU
Molecule: messenger RNA, 755 nt
Organism: Girardinichthys multiradiatus
Lineage: Eukaryota; Metazoa; Chordata; Actinopteri; Cyprinodontiformes; Goodeidae
Gene: lyrm1
Product: LYR motif containing 1
Exons: 5
Coding region: 102-506 (134 amino acids)
Cellular component (GO): mitochondrion
Source: RefSeq, a predicted model, not a curated record